Messenger RNA from Monomorium pharaonis (pharaoh ant), 2426 nucleotides. Its product is annotated as nucleolar GTP-binding protein 2-like. Gene Ontology annotation, cellular component: nucleolus. Gene Ontology annotation, molecular function: GTP binding. Lineage: Eukaryota; Metazoa; Arthropoda; Insecta; Hymenoptera; Formicidae. The record is from RefSeq and is a predicted model, not a curated record. The transcript is spliced from 2 exons. The coding region runs from base 142 to 2328 and encodes 728 amino acids.
UCAAGUCGGAGAAUCACAUGGUGUAAUUCUAACCUAACUUAUUUGGAUACAUUAAAUUUAUUACUCUCACAUUUGUUGCAUAUUGUUUAAUUUGUUGAUAAGUUUUGACUAACUACGUUUAUUGCAACGAUUUUUAUAAACAUGGCUAAAGCACACACUACUAAUAAAGCCCCGCGAAAGCAGGGUUUUAAACGUUCAGGACACAGUAUGAAUCCUGAACGUCCUACAGAAGGAUUGAAAGGAGUUGCUAAAGUGCGAACAAAAGCGACCAUCAAAAGAUUGCAGAUGUAUCGCAAUCAAAAACCGAAACGCAAUCGUGCUGGAAAGAUUAUUAGCCCAGCGCCAUUUCAAGGCUGGAACACCUCUGGAACCAUGUCGCAUGUGGAACCAUCUCAAAAAUGGUUCAGCAAUUCAAGAGUUAUCUCACAAAAUGCUCUGCAAAAAUUUCAAAAUGAAUUGGGAACUGCCAUAAAGGAUCCCUAUAAAGUUAUUAUGAAGCCUACUCAAUUGCCUGUAACUUUACUUCAGCAAAAAGCGGCAAACGCGAGGGUGCAUCUGCUGGAUACAGAAAGCUUUGAAAGCGUUUUUGGUCCAAAAAAGCUCAGAAAAAGACCAAGUUUGGCGGCAACGUCGUACGAUGAGUUGAAAAAAUUGGCGGAGGACAAGGAAGAUGCUUAUAAUAAAGAGAAAGACAACAAAGACCACGAUCUUGUCCGUGAAGACACUGGCGUAAGAGACGCGCAGAGGGACUGGGUCAUGGCAGCGGGACAGAGCAAAAGAAUAUGGAAUGAGUUGUACAAAGUCAUCGACUCCUCCGACGUUAUUCUGCAGGUGUUGGACGCUAGGGAUCCGAUGGGAACCAGAUCGCCUCCCGUGGAAAAAUAUUUGAAAACUGAUAAACCUUACAAGCACCUGAUAUUCAUCCUAAACAAGGUUGAUCUGGUGCCGACGUGGGUCACACAGAGAUGGGUGGCAAUUUUGAGCAAAGAGUAUCCAACAAUUGCCUUUCACGCCUCCCUGACGCAUCCCUUUGGUAAGGGUUCCCUCAUAAAUCUGCUGAGACAAUUCGCCAAGUUGCACGUCGACAAAAAGCAGAUCAGCGUCGGUUUCAUUGGGUAUCCUAAUACAGGGAAGAGUUCCAUCAUAAACACUCUGCGUUCCAAAAAAGUCUGCAAAGUUGCGCCGAUAGCCGGGGAGACGAAGAUAUGGCAGUACAUAACUCUCAUGCGGCGUAUCUAUUUAAUAGAUUGUCCUGGGGUCGUUUAUCCGUCGGCGGAAACCGACACGGAGAAGGUGCUGAAGGGAGUUGUGCGAGUGGAACUCGUUCAGAGUCCGGAGGAUUAUAUUGCUGUUGUCCUAGAGAGAGUAAAACCCGAAUAUAUUUGUAAGACGUAUAAAAUAAAAGAAUGGACCGAUCACGUAGACUUCCUGGAAAAAAUGGCGCGUCGAAGUGGCAAACUUCUGAAGAAGGGAGAGCCUGACAUUACGAUUGUCGCACGUAUGAUACUUAAUGACUGGCAACGCGGUAAAUUACCCUUUUACGUUCCACCAGUGGGCUUCGAGAAACCAUCAAAUCAAAUGGCUAACAAAGAUGAAACAACCGUUAUGCAAGAGAAUAUAUUAGAAGUCACGCACGAUAAUAAAACACAAGAAACUAACAGCUCACCUUUGAAAGAGAUAAUAAAAAAUCAGCUAACGGUGAUACAAGAUUUUAGAAAAAUACGCGUUGGAUUGCCUUAUUCGGGUGAGGAUAAUAAGAAUCUAGAACAGGACGCAGAUCUCGGUGAUAGUAUCGCUGACGAUGACAGCAGGAUAGAAAGCGAAUCAGAAUUAGAUGACUCGGAAUCAGAAGAUACGAAAAUAGAAGAUGAUUUGUUUACAUUAAAAGAUAAAUCUGAUGAUUUACAAAAUACAGAAAAUCUAGAUAGCCAAGACGAUAAAGAAUGCUCCUCAAACAAUGAUGUUAUUGAUGAUAAUGCAGAUAAAAAAGAGUCUAACAUGAAAGAAAAUAAUGACUACUUAGAUUUGAAAACUUUCUUACCUAUUGAACAAGAUAAUCUGAAACAGAGUGUUUUUGAUGCCAUAGAUAAUGAAUAUGAUUCCAGCGACACUGAAAUGAUUCUUUCUAAAGCAGUCUCGGUUAGCGAUAUACAGAGUGUUUCAUCGAUAUCUCGUAGAAAAACGAAGGAAAAAUUAACGAGCAAACAGCGAAGAGCUGUAGAACGUGCUAGUAAAAGGAAAAAGAUUGGAAGCAAUUUCUACGAAGUCACAAAUGUAAAGAAUAGGAAUAAAAAUAGGAAAGUCCCCAAGGUCAAGAGAAAACAAUAAAUUCAUUUUAGAAUAAAUUACAUCGACUUUACUCAAACUUAUUUGUAAAAUAUAAUGAAAGCUUACGAAGUAUUAUAAUAAAAUAUAUAUAUACGUUA